Serpula lacrymans var. lacrymans S7.9 is the source of this 342-nucleotide messenger RNA. RefSeq lists its product as uncharacterized. The transcript is spliced from 2 exons. The record is from RefSeq and is a predicted model, not a curated record. The annotation marks the transcript as partial. Lineage: Eukaryota; Fungi; Basidiomycota; Agaricomycetes; Boletales; Serpulaceae.
ACUCCAAUUUCUCGUACUUCUCGCACUUGCUUCUCAACUCUGGAUUUGAUGAGCCGUCCAACAAACAUAAAAAUCCCUCAGCUCUCCCUUCAGCCUCCGUCGAACUCGCUGAAAGGACGGGGGAGGAGUGGAAGCAUAGUCAAGGUGGAAGAGAUUGGGGGAAGGUCAGAAGAAGUACUGGAUAGAAGUGCCUAUGUCAAUAUAAACGCAAAUUGGGUCAAUGCUAAAAGGGGCGUGGCUGAUUCACGUAGUUUUGGUUUUGAUGGGGAAAAUUGUCGUCGACACCAUUCCGGGGAUGACUCGACAAAUCAGCUGGACCUUGGUCAAUCUGAUAUAUCUUGC